Spinacia oleracea (spinach) is the source of this 922-nucleotide messenger RNA. Its product is annotated as probable sucrose-phosphatase 3. Gene Ontology annotation, biological process: sucrose biosynthetic process. The coding region runs from base 587 to 877 and encodes 96 amino acids. NCBI's taxonomy places the organism in Eukaryota, Viridiplantae, Streptophyta, Magnoliopsida, Caryophyllales, Amaranthaceae. Gene Ontology annotation, molecular function: sucrose-phosphate phosphatase activity. The record is from RefSeq and is a predicted model, not a curated record. The transcript is spliced from 2 exons.
AUAUUCUCUAUGACAAUACAAGUCUCUUUUUUGUCUUUCCUUUGUGGGGUGUUUCUGAGGUAACUCGCUGACUCUACAUUGUAACCCUUUUCUUAUUCCAACUUCAAAGUGCUAGUGUCCUUUGUACCUUGUUUAACAGAAUUGAGUUUCACCUUUUCUCACUUGUUGCAACGUUGUUUUAGUUGACUAGAUUUCUUGAUGAUACAACCUUGUACAUUCAUUCUUUCCAAAUUAGAGCAUGAGUAUUAUAUUCUGUUGCAACAAAAUGCAAAAAGAGAGCUUGUGAUAAAUGGAUAUGCUCUGUCCUUUUGUCUUCAAUCUACAGCUUAAAGUUGAUUAAUCUUAUAGGUAUGCUUGCUUUCUGGGGAAAAAAAGUUUUGUACUUGGGAAAUGUUGGUAUAAAGUUUUUGUUGCUGAAAUUUGAAGGCUGAUGAUGAGAUCUACAGAGUACAUGUUAUGAAAAAUUAAGUUGGUAAUGCUUUUGUUUUUCUUCAGACUUUCAGAGUGGUAUUGGCUAAGCUUUCUUUUAACUGAGAGUGGACUGUUUUUUAUGCUGUGUUUUGUCUCAGAGCUUCUUCUUCAAUAAAUGUAUUUUAAAGAAGCAGCAGGAGAGCAGUGCCAUUAUAGUCCAAAGUUGGACAGCUUUCUUGUAAAUUAUGCAAGGCAGAAGAAGCAUCCUUCAGGGGGUUUUAUCCAUCCAUCUGGCGAGGAGCUCUCUCUUUAUGACAGCAUAGACAAACUCAAAAAAUGCUAUGGAGAUCGUCAGGGAACAAAAUACCGGGUUUGGAUUGAUCGCCUUUUGCCAACAAGGAUAAGCAAUGAUGCAUGGCUUGUGAGGUUUGAUAAAUGGGAAACAUCUGGUAAGACCUUUAAAUAGUAUAUUACCUUGCAGUCGUAAACUUUUUUUACUUAACAUAUCUUA